This is a messenger RNA of Pogona vitticeps (central bearded dragon), 3686 nucleotides long. RefSeq names its product TOR signaling pathway regulator (gene TIPRL). Gene Ontology annotation, biological process: TOR signaling. Gene Ontology annotation, cellular component: cytosol. The record is from RefSeq and is a predicted model, not a curated record. Lineage: Eukaryota; Metazoa; Chordata; Lepidosauria; Squamata; Agamidae.
CUCGGUUUGUUUCCGGUGGCGGUUGUUUGGGGAGGAAAGAGGAGGCUGAGAGAUUAUUUUUUUUUCCUGGAGUUUGGCUCCGUGGCAGCACCUGAGGCCUCCUCCUCCUCCUCCUCUUUCCUAUGGUCGCUCUGCCCUCCGUGCUGCUGCUGCUGCUGCCGCCGCCAUCAUGAUGCCCGUCUUCAAGAGCAGCCGGCGCGAUUUCACGUUCGGGCCGUGGAAGCUGACGGCCGCCCGGACGCACAUCAUCAAGUCGGCCGAGGCCGAGAGAUUAGCUGAAGAACUGCAAAUGCCAUGUGUUCCAGAAAUGAUGUUUGGAGACAAUGUCUUAAGAAUUCAGCAUGAAUCUCUGUUUGGGAUAGAGUUCAAUGCAACUGAUGCUCUAAGAUGUGUAAAUAACUCUCAAGGAACUGUUAAAGUUGCUUGUGCAGAGGAGUGGCAAGAAAGCAGGUCUGAGCCUGAGCACACUAAAGAAGUUGUUAAACCAUACGAUUGGACCUAUACAACAGACUACAAAGGAACUCUACUAGGUGAUACAUUAAAGUUAAAGGUUUCUCCCACAACAGAACAUAUAGAUACAGAGAAACUUAAAGCCAGGGAACAGAUUAUGUUUUUUGAAGAAGUGUUACUGUUUGAAGAUGAACUUCACGAUCAUGGAGUUUCAAGCCUGAGUGUGAAAAUAAGAGUAAUGCCCUCAAGCUUCUUUGUGCUAUUGAGGUUUUUCUUGCGAGUUGAUGGAGUGCUUAUAAGGAUGAAUGACACAAGGCUUUAUCACGAGGCCAGCAAACCCUACAUGUUGCGGGAAUACACAUCUAGAGAAAGCAAAAUAUCAAAUUUAAAGCAUGUACCCCCACCACUUUUCACGGAUCCUAAUGAGAUCGCACAGCAUUUACCAGUUAAGGAGAAUAUCUGUGAGAAGCUGGAGUUCCCAGAGAGUGUGUGUCCUGAAUCCAUAGCUACAUCUGAAGGCACUUAAAUGGAAAUUUACAGAAUCUGGUGGACUUGAAACAGAUCUUCUGGAGACCAUGCAAUUUUUUUGGCCAUUUACAUCAAAGAUGCCACUACUUCUCAGAUACAGAUCUGUGUGGAUAUUUGACUAAUAUUUCUGUAGCUUUGGGUGGGUGGAGCAAAUUUCACAAUUUUGCUUAUGUUUCCGUUGUCUCUGUAUUUGAUGUGCUUGGAUCUGUUGAUAAGCAGGUUGGGAACUGGAGUUCGUGACACUGGAGAAUAAGCCCAUAACUGUGCAUCAGUACUUUUGAUGCUGGUGUAGCAUGUCAAGAAAUUCUGGAGGGUUUUGGAAGAAAUAAGAUACACAUAAGCUAAAAACAGCUCUUAUGAACUUUGUUUUAAUACAGUCUUUUGUAAUAGAAGGAUCCUGUUUCAUACAAUGCAUAAAACACAUCACAGUUGUUAUGCUUCUUCUGUAUGUCAAAUCUCCUUAACUUUUGGCGGGGCACUUGGUCUUGAAAAGUUCACAAAUCUUUAUAUUGGAUGCAUUUUUAUCAGUGCUGUGACAAUUUUAAUAAGAAACCUGUGAGAUGCUGUUUGAUCUAUUUUACAGAAAACAAAAUUUUACACAUACCUCAAAGCAAUUUAAGUAAAAGUUAAAUAAUAAGUUUAGCCAAGUAUAAAUAACAUAAUGGGCUCUUGUUCUGCCUGCUUCCUAUCAUUAUCAUCUAUGUUUCUUAAGUGGACUAGAAAUUAGCAAGGGAUGCUCAUUGAAAUGAUUUGUACCAUUGCACAAUCUUAAUGGUCUUUGGAGUUUCCUUCAGUUAGUAAAAAGCCCAUUGUCACCAGUUCUCUUAAUUACAUUCUCAGAACUGGUAAAUUUGUGUGAUGUCGCUUCUACAUAAUAUGGUAGUAACUGAGUCUACUACUGUGUGUUGGAUAGUAAGUCUAAAUUAUUGGUAUUUUAAUUCAGAAUGAUUGCAAGGCUAUUGUGGUCAUAUCGUAGCUUAAGCCCCAUUGUCUCUUGCCCUUCUAAGGAGAUAUAAUCUGAAAGAUGAAAAAGUUGUGUUUUGUCCUCUGAUAUGCCCUAUUCUAGAGCCAUUGUUUGAUUCUUAUAGAAAGUGAAUCAUUGUGCUUGCACAACACAGUUGCUUAUUGAACAUUUUCCAGACAAUCAUCCUGGAGUCCAAAUGCUUCCCUAUAUCUCUCUCCCUUAGAUGUGAGCAAACCAGAAAUGUGAGAGGAUGGUAAUAUUAGGAAAACAGUGACAUUUUGGUUCCUUUGGUUUAUUAUGGCAGUGGGGUGUUAAGAGCUGUUCUCUGUCUAGCCAUAUGCUGCGUGUUUCUGUAUAAAUCCUUGUCUGUGGCACUAAGUGAGGGGGAAUCUGAACAGCAGUAAUAAGCAUGACUAUUCUGUGCUAUUUAUUCACUUCAUGGUGGUGAUACUCUGUGUUAUUCUCUGUGUUGGUUUUCUCACUUCUGAAAGGGCCAAAUUAAUCUCAUUGGGUAUUUUAUGAUACUUGGUUCCGUGUGUAUAUUUUGUUGGAAGUAAGCUCUAUUGAAGUUUGUGGGAUUGACUUCUGAGUAAACAUGCACAUGAGUGGGAUUUCAUAUACCAAAGGAGCAGUGAUGAGAAGGGCAUGCAGUGCUUGCAAUAUGGUCCGUCUUGCUUUGCCCCCAGUUCUAUACCCUCAUGCAACAAAGGGUAACGAUGAAAGGAAGAACUUUCUGCACUGGGGACUCUCUUUGUGAAUUAGAACUCCAAAAAAUCAAAUACAAGAGGCUGUCCAGGUUUGUUCUCCUCCUCGUGUCAUAGGGUGACAGAUGGUGCAGUGGAGUAAAGUGCUUCUGUUGCUCAUGUGAUGUGUGUACCCUGAUUUAAUGCCUAAAUAGGGCUCUUUGUGGAAUCACUAACAAUUCAGUGGUUCAUUUUGACCUGACUGGUGAUGCCUCUACAGAAUAAGUGUGUUUACCAAGUAGAAUGCCUGUGUUGACACCAGAGCCAUAGUAACGGGGGGAAAAAACUUUAAGGUAGCCAAGUUCAUGCUGUAUUUUUAGAAUUUCACUGCACACACAUUGCAUCCACUCAUGCUUGCUUUUUGUUUUUUCACUGGCUUAUUAGUCAUAAAUGAAACCAGAGCAAAGCUGAUGAUAGAUUUGGAGAGAUGAAGAGAUGAAAUCUGGAGUUCAUAUCAGUGGUAGUAUAUGAAUUCAGUGAAAAGGAAAGAGUCCAAAACAAAGGCUAAGGGAUUCCCAUAAAUAUAAAGAAAUUAGUUCAAAUGUAUUGUUUAGUGAUCCUUUAAUCUUAAAGAAAUAAAAAAGGUGAUAUUAAAGAUAAUAGAAUGGGUGUCUCCCCUACUGUUAUCAGCGCAUUUACAAAUGUAAUUUGAGCCCGAGUAUAAUAUUUACGUAAUAUUUAUCAUUCAUUUUGUUCUACUGGAAAAUGGAUAGCAGUAUCAGACCUGAGAAAUGCUGAAUCAUUGUGCACUAUAUUUCCUUGAUAAUUUUCACUGAUAACAACACAGUUGUGCUACAUAAUAGUUUGUCAGCCUGCCAUUUUCAAUUGUACUUCAGUUGGGGCAGGGGUGCCUUGGGAAGGUGACAAUGCUGGUUCAGUGCUAGAAGAAAUAAUCUGCUUAUUUUACAGCAUUGCAUGUACUGUGUAAAGUAUACAUGAGAACCAGAAGAUUCUCCUCUGUUCUUAUUGAAAAUAUGUUCUAAUAAAAUUGAGCAAGUUUG